This is a messenger RNA of Closterium sp. Naga37s-1, 6267 nucleotides long. The record is from the annotation of a GenBank genome assembly. NCBI's taxonomy places the organism in Eukaryota, Viridiplantae, Streptophyta, Zygnematophyceae, Desmidiales, Closteriaceae.
AUGGCCAUGGAGACCGAAGGCUUAUCGCCAGCGCUCUUAAACUUCCGCGUGUCUCUCGUGGAAACCCUCGAGGCGUAUCUCGGCAAGGAGACGAUGCAGCCGUUCGUGAGUGCUGACGACCAUGCGAGACCGGCCAAGAUUCGCCGAACCAAGGGUCUAGCACCGGUGGGAGGCUUCGGCUCCGCCGCGCGUGGCACACUGCCUCAGAGCGACCAGUUCCCGUUGGAGUUCAACCACCUUCUCUCCACUGCCACCUUCGCCGAGCCUGAGGACGUGGCAGCAGUGGUGGAGCCUCUCUUCGCCACGCUGCUCCUCAAUUGCUGCACACAGCCCUUCCAGGCAGGUGCCCCUGCCUCCCGCCCGCAUCCUUCGUCCCUUGAGCUCCUCUCUCGCCUAACCCCACUCCUCUCAUCGUCCUCCCUCCCUCCCCAGCUCGACUUUCUCCUCUCCGUCCUCCCGAGUCUCGCAGCAUCGCGUGCUCUCUCCUGGUCCUCCUUCCUCCCAGCGCUCUUCUCGCUGCUCCUCGCGCGCUACCCCACCAUCUCCAUGCGACAGCUCCCAGGGACACACCACGCCCUCAUCACUCCCGCCUCCUCCUCCGCCGCCUCGGCCCUGCCAGGAGGAGGAGGACUGUGGCCUGUGGGCGCUCGGGAGGGAGACACUCUUAAAGCCCGGGAUGUCGUAAUUGGAAAGGGAAGCUCUUUAAGUGGAGGUGGACCGUUGUUCUCCCCGUGGGGUGCACACAGGGGGAAGGGCGGAUUGGGGAGAAACAGACGGGUGGAUGGGGGGGUGCGGGAGGUGGAGUCUGGUGUUCCGUGGUGGGUGAAGGGGAUGGUGUGCAAGGUGGUGGAAACCGCAGCAGAGUCUCAGGACCUCAAGGCCCUCCCGGCCCUGGUGUCUCUACAGCUGCUGCUCACGUGGCUCUUAGAGGAUCUGGCUGAACGGGCCGCUGCAGCUGCUGCUAGCGACGCUGCUUCUGCCACUGCAGCGUCUGCCGCGGCUGCUGCUCAUGCUGCAAGGUUGCCCGCUUCUGCAGCAGUGCUAGCCACAGGAGGGAGUGCAGGCGCUGGAGGGGCCAUGUCAGCAGCAGGAACGCCAGGCGGAGGGAGAGGAGCAGCAGGUGCAGUUACCGGUGGGGCUGCAGCUGGGGCUGGUUGGGGCGGUGCGGGUUCCUCCCUGGUGGCUUGUCAGGCUGCAAGGCAGAGACGAAAGGGGAUGGCUGGCUCUGGAGGGGCCUGGAGGGCGAGAUCGGCUGGGUUCGGAGCAGGGAAAGCAGUGCAAGAAUGGUUGGUGGUGUGUGUACGGGCGUUGGAGCGGCUAGUAGACGACACCACCUGCCACGUGCCUGUGUGCACGCUGAUCCAAGGCCUGGACCCGUACCAGCUGCAUCUGCUUGUCUCGUGUUCCCCACCGCACCCUGCGCGUGCGCUGGCGUGUGGGGUAGCGGCGCGCAGGGAGUCGGUGGUGGGGUAUCUGCGCUUCCUGGAUGACCCGCUGCUCUGCCCUUCUUUUACUUCCACGGCUCGCCCCCCGGUCUUCACCUUCCGGUCCUUUCUCGGCGAGCAGGUGUAUGGGCAGUCGCUUUCUUGCUCUUUCCUCUCUCCUUCUCUCCUGCUCCGUUUGACCCCAUUCUCCCCUCCCCUCCCUCCCCAACCCCACCAUCCCCCAUUUUAUCUUGCACCACCCCCUUCCUCUUCGCGUCCCCUUCUCCCCUCCUCACGUCUCCCUUUCUCGGCCUCUCCCCUUCCUCUCCCCCCAUCCCCCUUCACCCAGGAGGCAGCAGAACAGGUGGUGCCGCGCUCUAGUGACUGGGCACGUGCGGUGCGCUGCUUACGCCAGGCCCUGCGCAGCAACCCCAACUCUGACUGGUGGCGCCGCGUGCUCCUGCUCGCGCCCUGCUUCCGCCCCCUCCACUACCCCAACCCCGCCUCCGCAGCCGCAGCCGCUGCAGCAGCCAAAGGAGGAGCAGCCGCAGCGGCAGCGGCAGCGGCAGCAGCUGCUGCUGCUGGGGCUGGUGGAGGGGGAGCAGGUGGGGCAGCAGCUGGAGGAGCAGGGGUAGCGGCAGGGAGUCUUGCGGCAGGCGGAAGCAUGGGAGGGGCAGCAGCAGUGUCAGGCCCUCAGGGAAGCGGUAUGGGCGGUGUAGGAGCAGCAGCAGCAGCAGCAGCAGCCACUCCUGGUGCAGCCGGUCCCUCUCCCACUGCAGCAGCAGCGGCGGCGGCGGCUGCAGCUGCAGCGGCAGCAUCAGCAGCAGCAGCGAGUCUGCCGGUAGUGGGAGGGGGGCAGCUGCCGUUUCUGAGCUCCACAUUGUCGCACGCCAUGCCGCAAUUCUCCUCGGGCAUGCUGUGCGAGGCCCUUAUAGAUCACAUUUCCGACCUUCUGACUCUUUCUGCGGCUGCCUCUGCUGCAGCAGCAGCUGCUGCUAACGCCCCUGGGGAGGUGGGGUGGGUGGACAGUGCGGGAGUGCCAGUGGACAGUGAGGCGCCGGCAGCAGGGCUGUGGCAGCAGUGGCUCGUGCUGGCAGACAUCUUCUAUUUUGUCGUGCGCAACGGCUUUGUUGACUUUGUUGACUUUGUCAACCGCUGCUCCGCGCGCUUCCCGCCGUCCUCGCCCCCGCCCACGAACCAUGUCACGUGGCUGAUCGCGCAGGUGUUCCGAUUGGACAAUGUGGCGUCUGUUCUCAGUGCCGACCCCAACAUGCUGGCGACAGUGCGCAAGAUAGUGGCGCUACAGGUGACGGAGCGGGCGGGGCAGAGGGGGUCGGGGGCAGGCGUGCUUCUAGAGUACAUAGGCAGUGUGCAGAUUCUGCGGCUGUGGAACCUGCAGAAGAGCAUCAAGGACAGCCUUGAUGAGGCGCGCCUGGCGGACUACAAGCAGCAGGGCAAGGUGCUUGACGAGUUCUGGCGCAAGAUUAAUAAGGAUGAGUUGCGGUUGCAGUACGACAAGCUGGACGAUCACAGCACGGGCAUGGUGUGGGUGCUCAGCCACACCAUGAGCCAUCCCGUCACAGAGGCGCUCUUCAAAUGGCUCACUGCCCCGGGUGUGAAGGACCUAGGGGGGGGCGUGCGCAUGUGGAACGAGGCGCAGCUGCUGCCCACGAGUCUGCUGCAGGGGCUGUCGCUGCAGGUGGCUCAGCGCCUCGCUGCCACCCUGCAGGAACUCAUUGCCAAGGCGCAUGAGAACGGGUUCCCCAGCAUUGCCAUGGUGGAGACGUUCGCACGGCUGCUGCUGGUGGCGCCACACACGCUCAACCAGACGCAGACCAUCCACCCGCCACACACCUUCGUGCAGACCAACACCCGCCAGCACAUUCUCCAGGCGUCCUUGGAGAAGUAUGUUCCAGGGGAGUCCAACAACUCCGUGCCGCUGCUGCUGCUUGAACUCAUCAACUACCGCCUCAUCCCCUUCUUCCGGUACCACGGCAAGAUGCGGGGGCUGAUACUGGACCUGGCGAAGAUACUGAUAAAGGUGAAGAUGGUGGCGGGGCAGCACCGGCUGUACCGCCUGGCGGAGAACACCGCCAUCAACCUCAUCAUGUCGCUCAAGGAGGUCAUGCUCGUCAAGAAGGACUCCAAGAACGCCGCGACAGAGUUCUCAGAGACUCUCAACCGGGUGAUGGUGCUGAAUCUAGCCAUCACGAUGAAGACACGCGGCAUCCACGAGUUUGAGCAGAUCGUGGUGCUCAUGCCCGCGCUCGACCAGAUGCUAGCGGCGUCCACGCACCGCUGGAGCGAGAAGACCCUGCGCUACUUCCCGCCGCUGCUCCGAGACACGCUUUCCAAGAGGCCCGACUGCCGCGCCCAGCUGCUGCAGGAGUGGAUGCAGGUGGAGCAGCUGUUGCGGCAGAGGCAGCUGCUGCCAGUGCAGCCGGGGCGAGUGGCGGACCCAAUGGCGGCACUCAACCUGCUGUCGCAGCUGCCCCCGCACCUGCGCCACCUGCUCUGCGCCGCUGCCUGGAUCCUGCACGACGCCUCCCCUGGCUCCGUCAACCUGCAACACCUGGCUCUGAUGCUGCGGGACAUGUCGCCCCAUGACGUGACGCGCAACGUGUACGCUCUCGUCGACGUGCUGCUGCACCACGUGCAGGUGCAAGUGAAGCAGCGCACGCAGCUGAAGCAAAUCCUCCUAGCGGCCUCCGCAGCGCUGGCAGACUGGAUCUUCGUGAAAGAGCUCCUCCCAGCCGACAUAGUCCUGCUAGCCCUGGCAGACCGCGACGACGGGUCCCCGAACAGCCUGCGGCUGGUGGUGGGUCUGCUGAUGGACCGGCCCGAGCUGCAGAAGCGCGUGGCGGCGUACUGUGAGGCGCGCGGGCAGCAGGAGCACUGGACCGAGGUCGGGCCCUUCACCACGGUCACUCCGCUGGAAGCGCUCGGGAGCAACCUCAUGGGGAAUGAUAAGCAGCCAGUGUUCUUUGACCACAUGGUGCUGCGGAUGGUGCCGGUGGUGGCGCUCAUAGUGCACCGCCUCAUCGAGAACGAUGCCAUGGAGACGGCCGACCGCCUGCUCGCGCUCUACAACUCGCCGCACAAGCACCUGCUCACGUACCACCCGUCGCGCUUUGCGUUUGUGCGCGACACGCUCGCGUACUUCUACCCCGCGCUGCCCAACCAGCUCGUCAUUCAACUGCUCAGCAUCCUCGACCUCACCAGGAUCCCCUUUGCAGAGGCCUUUCUCAGGCAGAUGGACCCCUCGCUCUCCUCCGCUGUCGACCUGCCUCCUCUCUCCUACUUCCUCCGCCUUCUAGAAACCCUCUGCCAGCACAUCAUCCCCUCUCUCCCCGCCCCUCUCCCCGCCACCUCCGCCCCCUCCCCUUUCGCGCCUCUCUCCCCUCUAGACUAUUUCCACUCCAUCUCCUCCCCUCCUCCUGCGCCCCCAGUCCAACCCGUGCAAAUCCCGGGGCUUGGGUCCUUUUCUCCUUCCUCCUUCUCCCUCUCGUCACCCCUCCCAACCGCUCUCACUCUCCGAUCACCGCCUUUCUACGAGCACUUAGACACGGGGGGGUUUGCCCAGCUGGUACUGGAAACAGCAGUGCUGGAAAUCCUCUCGCUCCCUCUGCCCCCACCUCGCAACUCCCCUGUGGAGAUUCUCCGUGCGCUGCUUGCUGCUGCGGCAUUCCCUCCUCUCCAUCCCAACGCGGUCGAAGCUUCUGCUGCUGCUGCCGCUGCUGCUGCCGCUGCUUCUGCUGCUUUUGCUGCUUCUGCUGCUGCCGCUGCGGCUGCUGCGGCAACUGGGGAUGCAGGCGGGAGGGGGGGUGGAGGAGGGGUGAGGGUGGGUGGGGGCGAUGGGGCAGCAGCAGGGGGAACGGAUCCGAUGAUGGUGGAUGGAGCAGAAAUGAUGGAUGAUAUGAAAGAGGGAGAGGAUGGAGAGGAGGAGGGAGAGGAGGAGGAGGAAGGUGGCGAGGGUCAUGAGGGGGAGGUGGAGGAUGAUGUGGGAGCAGGGUCUCGGCUUGUGGACAUGCUGCUCAUGGACCCCUCAUGGGCUAUUGGCAACGCCACCUGCACUGAGCUCAGCAUCUGGACAGCAGCAGUGCAUGCGAUGAUGUACGCGCUGCCAUUCGAUCGCAUAGAGGGCACCCACGCACUGCUCGUGCUGCAGCGCCCCAUCCGCUCCCCCGCCCACCUGCGCCUGGUCUUCCGCCUCGUCGCACCCAUCCUGCCCCGCACGCCCAUCUCCAAGUCUCUCUUUGCCAAGACGAUAGCGCUGCUGUUUUCAGCGAUAGCGGACGUGUUUGGAGUGAACUCAUCACCGCAAGUGACAGGCCCAGCCUUGUCCAUCACAGAUAUCAUCGACUUUAUGCACCACGUGCUGCUGCUGGAAGGCGGCAUGCCAACGCUGGCAAACCGGCGGCCCAAGCCAGAGACGCUGCAGCUGUGCUCCAAGGCAGUGGAGCGCCUGCGAGAGGACGUGCGCGUGCCCUUCCGCCACCUCUGCAUCGACCCCUCGCUCUCCGUCUACGCUGCUACACAUCCCAAGCUCACUCGCUCCGCUGCUGCUGCUGCGGCGGCGGCGGCGGCUGCUGCGGGUGGUGCUGGUGCUGGUGCUACUGGUGGUGGUGGUGGUGGUGGUGGUGGUGGUGGUGGUGGUGGUGCUGGCAAUGUGAUGAUUCCGAGUGGGGGAGCAGGAGGAGGGGCAGGGAUGAGAGGGGGGCAUGGAGGGAUGGGGAUGGGAGGAGGCAUGAGAGGGGGUGCGAUGGGAAUGAAUCCAAACAGUGCUGCGGCUGGUGGCGGAGGGCUCAGUUUGCCUGGGCUGGGAUUGUACAUGUCAAAAUAG